Molecule: messenger RNA, 1624 nt
Organism: Arachis ipaensis
Lineage: Eukaryota; Viridiplantae; Streptophyta; Magnoliopsida; Fabales; Fabaceae
Product: transcription factor AS1
Source: RefSeq, a predicted model, not a curated record
ACUUUGUUCUCUCUCGUCAAUUUCACUCCACUACUUCUCUGCCUUUAGUCCUUUACCCGCGCUCUCUCUCUCUCUCUCUCUCUCUCUCGUAUGGCUGAUGCAGUGCUCCUCAUUUUUCACUUUCUCUUUGUUUAAACUUUAAACAACCCACCUUUAACAUUCAACUUGUUUCUGCUUUCACGGACCAGAAUUUCUGCUGUUAGGCACCAAGAGUCAUGAUGAAGAAACUGGCUGUGGUAUAUGAACCUGGAAAUGAAAGAUAGGCAACGGUGGAGAGCCGAAGAGGAUGCUUUAUUGCGUGCUUAUGUCAAACAGUAUGGUCCGAGGGAAUGGAAUCUUGUGUCUCAGCGCAUGAACCAACCUCUUAAUAGGGAUGCCAAGUCAUGUCUAGAAAGGUGGAAGAACUACCUUAAGCCCGGAAUUAAGAAAGGAUCUCUAACCGAGGAAGAGCAGCGCCUUGUCAUCAACCUCCAAGCAACACAUGGGAACAAGUGGAAGAAAAUUGCUGCAGAAAUCCCCGGUCGCACUGCCAAGAGGUUAGGGAAGUGGUGGGAAGUUUUCAAAGAGAAGCAGCAAAGAGAGGCCAAGGUAAUUAACAAAGGCGUCAACCCAAUCGACGAUACCAAGUACGAGCACAUACUAGAGAGUUUUGCAGAGAAACUAGUGAAGGAGCGCCCUUCGCCACCAUCCUUUGCCAUGGUUGCUGCCAGUGGUUCUUUUCUGCAUAAUGAUGCAUCGGCCCCCUCACCGACUUUGCUUCCUUCUUGGCUCUCUAAUUCAAAUAGCACCACAACUGUGAGGCCACCAUCCCCUUCCGUGACACUAAGUCUUUCUUCCUCGACAGUGGCUGCUUCUCCUCCGUGGUUGCAACCCCCAAGAGGUCCGGAGAACGCUUCUCUAGUCUUGGGGAAUGUGGCACCUCACGGAUCAGUUGUAGCUUUUGGCGAUAACAUGGUGGUAUCUGAGUUGGUGGAGUGCUGCAAGGAGUUGGGAGAAGUGCAUCAUGCUUUGGCAGGGCAUAAGAAGGAGGCAGCCUGGCGGUUAAGUAGGGUAGAGCUGCAGUUGGAGUCGGAGAAAGCAUGUCGAAGAAGGGAGAAGAUGGAGGAAAUUGAAUCGAAGAUUAAGGCUCUUAGGGAAGAGCAGGCGGCUGCAUUGGAGAGGAUUGAAGCUGAAUACAAGGAGCAGUUGGCUGUGUUAAGAAGAGAUGCGGAAGCCAAGGAGCAGAAGUUGGCUGAGCAAUGGGCUGCGAAACACUUGCGCAUUACCAAGUUUCUAGAACAAAUGGGAUGCUGGUCCAGGCUUUCUGAGACAAAUGGAAGAUAGAUACAUCAUUCACCUUCAGAUUUGAGAUGCACUGCUUUGCUGUUGUGGCUUGACCUUUAUUGUUUAUGGACAUAGUAGUUUUGCUCUAUCUUGUGCUUAUCGCAAAGAUAUUAUUACAGGGUGUGUUUUUAUUAGUAUACUUUCUAUCCAUGCAAUAAUUGCAUUGUUCGAUGUCCAUUGUUUGUUCCAAUCCAACCUGCUUAGAGAAGAUAACAGUAAAAGUGAAGAAUAAAAAUAGAAAGCAUGAUGUUUGGAAAUGUAAAGUAUAUAAAUAAAAAUGUUAGAAGACGCUUACCUUUGA